This is a messenger RNA of Lachancea lanzarotensis, 660 nucleotides long. RefSeq names its product LALA0S01e16028g1_1 (gene KEI1). The record is from RefSeq and is a predicted model, not a curated record. NCBI's taxonomy places the organism in Eukaryota, Fungi, Ascomycota, Saccharomycetes, Saccharomycetales, Saccharomycetaceae. The transcript has 2 exons. Gene Ontology annotation, molecular function: inositol phosphoceramide synthase regulator activity. Bases 1 to 660 code for a protein of 219 amino acids. Gene Ontology annotation, biological process: inositol phosphoceramide metabolic process. Gene Ontology annotation, cellular component: Golgi membrane; inositol phosphoceramide synthase complex.
AUGGUACAUCUUCCAAAAUCGUUUUUAGGUUUCUUCCCGCUGUAUCUGGGCGUUGAAAUAGCGCUUGGUAUCACCAUUCUCAACAAAUGCAGCGGAGUGUACGGUAUUUUGGGCCUGAUCACAGGCCAUAAUCUGGACUUCAUGCAGUGGCUGUUGUAUAUAACGUCAAUUCUACAGCUGGUGAUGUAUUCGAAGGUGCUGAAGCAUAUCUAUAAUCCACAAGUGCUGCUAUUUUCGCUGGCUCUAGUGGUGUACUGUUUAGACACACUGCUCACCUGUUUCUUCACAUUGUGGUUUAGCGGACAGUGGUUCUCGGCCAAGAACCGCGAGUUUGACAACCCAAACUCGCAAACACACCAGUCCGCUAACCCAGGGUCGUCGUCGAAGUUGAGAUUACGGGGCGACUCAUUGACCUCUCAGAGCGCAUCUCAAAGCACCGAGUUUUUUUUCACCAUUCUACUAACAUUGCUGGCACUAGCGUCCAGAUUCUACUUCAAUUCUAUUCUACUAGCCUUCGUUCAAGGCCUGAUCCGGCAUCCUAAAUACUCAUUGGAUAUCGACGAUGUUGAACAAGACUUGAAGAACCAAAACUGGCUGAUCAGAAAUUGGAAAAAAGCUCAAUACAUCAGCUACAAGUGGUGUCGUCAUUAUCUUGCAUAG